GUCCCAGGGACUGCAACGUCGACAGACAGACAUCCAAAGUAGAAACUGUUCCACCGUCUGUCACGAAAACGAAUUUUUCAAAAUUUGUUUAUGAAAUGGGAAUUUAACAUGAAAUCUUUCGGAGCAAUAGACUGAAAAGCCAUAUCAACAGAAAUUAAAGUUCAAUGAUCUUUAAAUGCAUAUUAAAAGAACAAUGUGCUUUAGCUUGCAAAGAAAACAAAGUCAACAAUUGAUGAAUUAGAUAAGAAAAAUGUUAAGAACGACUUACCCCAAAGAUCACAGUUCGCGAGAAAGAAAAAUCGCGGUUUCUUGAACAAUAUUUGUUCAAGCGUUUGCGGGUCGGUAUCAGAGAUAUGUACAGAAUUUACAGGAACUAGCCAUAUUUAUAGUUAGAGAGUAGAAGUGGAAGUGGAUGUUAUGGAGAGUACAAAAUAGUUUAGAGCCUUAAAUGUAAGGCGAAGUUAUUGUGGUGGAGAAAAAAGGACGGAAAUGGGACAAAAAGCAAUAGAAUAUGCAUUGAGUUAGCGACACAAUGAAAAAGAAUUUAAAAGCUAACAUGCAUUGAAUGUUAAUAAGAAGGUGGUGAAAUCAAACAUACUACAAAAAUAGAAAAAAAAGACAUUGAAAUUUAACAAUGAGAAAAUAAACAAAAUGGAAAAACAUGAGUUUAUAAAAUAAGUGAACUUUUUAUCAUUAUAUCAAUAAACGUUGGCCUUUUAAAGUGUUUAACAUACAAUAGAUAACCAAUUCACUGCGUCGAUUCACUUCAAACAAACAUUUUAAUGAGAAAUACAAAACCCCGAUCAGCAAGUUAAAAAAAAAUUAACAAAAGGAACAGAAAACGAAUUUUUGACGAGUUGACACGGUGAAACCUGUCAUUUUCAACGAAAGUUUGGGCGUGUAACAGACAUGGACGGUAGCCGAAGAGAGAAAAACAACAUAACGCAAUGUCCGGUGUGUUUCGAAAAUUACACUCGUCCAAAGUAUCUACCCUGCCUGCAUACUGUUUGUGAACCAUGCAUAGAUAUCUACAUCCAGUCGAUGCAAAAAGCAUUUCAUCAUAGUAACCGCUCGUUGAUAGACCAAAAUGGAUUUAACUGUCCAGUUUGCAAGACUUUUGUGACGUGUUCCGAGAAAGAUCCAAAACAAUGGGCCAGGGAUUUACCUGAUAACGCUAUGAUCAACACCUUAAUUGAAAAGCAAAAGUUGCAGAAGAGGUCGGAAAGUUGUGACGGAUGCAAAUCUCGCGGAGAUAUGGUCAAGGCCGAGUCUUGGUGUAGCGAAUGCCAGGAAGCCUUAUGCCAAACCUGCUCGAAAUACCACAAGACGAACAAAGCUCUAAAGAACCAUAGGAUGUUUAAUGUAAAAGACCUUGAAGAUGAACCCACCCUAGUGCGUUUUACUGAAGAUGAAUAUUGCGUCCAGCAUCGUGAUAAACGGAUCGAGAUGUUUUGCAAGCAUCACGAUGCACUUUGUUGCAUCAUAUGCGUUACAACGAGUCACAAGCAAUGCACUUCUGUUUUUCCUGUCGAGGACAUGGCCGAAGGUAUACGCAACAGUGGUGAGAUCGCGCACAUCACCAACCAACUAAAGCAAGCAAACUGUGAAAUCACGCAAAUAGUCAAAGAUCGACAGAAAAACAUCAGCGAUUUCACCCAGCAAUAUCACCGCAUUGAGAACGAUAUUGCUAAAUUUAGACAGGAAGUAAACCAACAUAUCGACGAACUGGAACAACGGUGUAAAAAAAGCGUGGAUGUCAUUUACAAAGAAAAUCUGUCGGAAAUAAACGAACAAGUCGAACAUUUUCAAUAUCGCGAGAAAGCGAUCAGUAACUGCCAGAAGGUUUUACAAACCUGCGUUAAGUAUGGGAGUGACUAUAAGCUCUUUCUAGAAAUGGUUAAAUUAAAACACCAAAUCCGUGAACAUGAUGAUCAUAUACAUAAACAGAAAGUUGCCAUGAAACGCAUAGAAUUUCGUUUCGCUCUGACUUCUCCUGCUACCAAUUUUAAGCACUAUCUGACGACUCUCGCGGAUGUCUCGGUCACCACAACGCCAUACCCAAACAUUGAAACUCCGUAUACAUCAUUUGUAACGUCAACCCCGCUGGCGUCACGUCGCUCCUCGCCAGUGACGUCAUUCCGGUCCGUUGACCUCGAUCUAUCACCAUGUAGCAGAAGAAUCGAUUUCAACGCAUCCUCUAGCAGUAGAAAGAUGGACACUUCUUCUACCAGUAAAACAAUGAAUUUAAAUGAAAGCUGUCUGGAACAAAACGUAUCGAAAGGAUCGAGCUUAGAAUCAGAUUUCUUACAGUUAUCUCUAUCAACAAGUGACCUUAUUGGGGUAAAAGAAGCAGAUCUUUCGAAAACGAUUUAUGUUAACAAACUGAAAGUCAUUGAUGCUGCUUUCUUACCAGAGGGAAGAAUUAUGUUGAUAACCAGUCGCGAAAACAACUCGCGUUUGUUUGUAUACUCAUCUAAAGGAACAAUUGAAAAAGAAAUUCGGCUACAAAGCAAGCCCGGUGGAAUAGCGGUACUUUCAAAACUUGAAUCGGCUCUUACUUUACCUGAGGAACAGAUUAUUCAGUUCAUUGAUAACACUGAUUUCUCAAUGGCGAAAGAUAUGAAAAUUCGGGGGCACUGCCACCAAAUUCGCAGUGUGGACAAUAAAAUGGUGGUCGUUUGCGAUUCUGAAGUGAAGUUAUUUAACGGAACAUCAGUUCGUACAAUUCCUAUUUCCGGUUCCGAUAUUCUCUGCGUGUGUCUUUCUGCCAAAGACAGACUUUACUACACUGUUGAGAGCGAUAGUUCUCUUCACUGUGUAUCUACCAUGGGCCGGGAAGUUUUUAAAUAUUGCCAUGGUGAUUUGGUCUGUCCAUACGGCGUAGCCCUUGGUCGCGGGGAUCGAGUUGUGUACGUUGCCGGGUAUAAAUCUCAGAACAUUCAUCAGAUAACCGCCGAGGGUCAUCUUCUGACUCUCAUCGUAACUCGUGGUGACGUCAUGUCCGGUCCCCAACUCCUCGCCAUUGAUCAUGAUAGUGGCGAGUUCUUACAAGUCUGGGAACAAAUGUACGGAAACUUUAUUUAUGUGUACGACAUGCCAAAAGAUAACAUUACCCCCUGAUAAUUGAUGCUCAAGUAAUUAAAAUGAAACAUUGCAAGACUGGUGAUUAUCAUAUUGCUGGAUUAUGAUCCCGGUCAUUCUUUAUCGUGGCACGUUUUAAAUGAUUGUUUUUUAAAUAUAUCCAUCAAAUCCAUAUAAAUGGAAAUUAAACCGGUGUUAUGUCUUCCUUCGUUGUUUUGCUUGGGUUGGUGAUCAAUUCAGUAUCGGUACGCCAGACAAUGGGUUUUCUGUUCCUUUGUCAUUUUACACUUCGAUCGUGUUUUAAACUUACAAGAAUUUAAAAAAAAAAUA
This is a messenger RNA of Magallana angulata, 3411 nucleotides long. RefSeq lists its product as uncharacterized. Lineage: Eukaryota; Metazoa; Mollusca; Bivalvia; Ostreida; Ostreidae. The transcript has a single exon. The record is from RefSeq and is a predicted model, not a curated record. Gene Ontology annotation, molecular function: zinc ion binding. The coding region runs from base 910 to 3120 and encodes 736 amino acids.